Molecule: messenger RNA, 649 nt
Organism: Centruroides sculpturatus (bark scorpion)
Lineage: Eukaryota; Metazoa; Arthropoda; Arachnida; Scorpiones; Buthidae
Exons: 6
Coding region: 118-486 (122 amino acids)
Source: RefSeq, a predicted model, not a curated record
AUAUAGGCCUAUAUAAUUGCUUUACUCUUUGUUCUUUAAAGAGGAUGAUUUUCAUCGAUUCUUUCAUCGUUUACAAUUACUAAAAUAUUUUUUUCUGUGUUAUUACGUCGAGAAAACAUGAAGAAAAUCGUAAUAUCCAUUCUUCUGGUGUAUGUUAGUUGCACUUUGGCUAAUUCCUUUGUGAAAAGAUCACUUUUCGAAAUAUGCGCAUUAUCUAGAGAUCAGUUGUCCGAGUUUACCGAUUGCCUGGAUGAUUCAUUGAAAGACGAAAACAGAGACAUUGCAUAUGAUUUUAUGGAAUGCCUCGGUUACUCUUCCAUCUUCGAUUAUUUAGAAGCCUCCUGCACGAUUGAUAACGCAGAUGCCGCUGAAGAUAUGCGCAUAAAAGUCCCGUCUUGUGCUAAGAAAUACGGAGAUCGUUUAAAUACUGUUAUAAAGAAAGAAGACGAACGUAAUUGCCUGGAGAGAGCCGGAAAAAUGGAAUAAACAAGGACUUUUACAAUUUCUACCAAAGAAGAUUUUUCGACAUUGGAAUGUUACGUUGCACGGAAAAUAGAUUCGUCGAAAAUUUUAAAAUACAUUUUUAAAAAAUUGUUGACUUUUUAAAAAGUCUCUUGUAAUUCAAUUUUCAAUUAAAAUGUUUUUUGCG